Molecule: messenger RNA, 1968 nt
Organism: Silurus meridionalis
Lineage: Eukaryota; Metazoa; Chordata; Actinopteri; Siluriformes; Siluridae
Gene: ttll12
Product: tubulin tyrosine ligase-like family, member 12
Exons: 14
Coding region: 1-1728 (575 amino acids)
Biological process (GO): protein modification process
Source: RefSeq, a predicted model, not a curated record
AUGGAGAGCAGGACUGUAAAUAGAGGAGAAGAAGAGGAGGAGGAGGAGGAGUAUAGAGUGUUUCUGGAUCUGCACACUGGUGCUCUAAAAGCGGCUCGAAUUCCGCCUUUGUACUGGAAAAGUCUGCAUUAUAAACUCAAGCACGAGGUGUUCGAUGCCGGAGAUGCUUUCGGGAUCAUGCGCGUGGAACAGGAAGAGGAUGUGGAGGAGGAAGAAGUACGGAGAACCUCCAACCCUGGUCAUGAGGAGUUGUAUAAAGUGAUUGUGACUCGAGAAAGUGGCCUGCAAGCCUCUGAUCCGACCAGUGUGUUUCUGGUGGAUCAUGCAUGGACCUAUCGGGUAGAAAGCGCCAGGCAGCAGCUGAUUGAGGUUCCUGGACUGUUGAUCCGAAUGGCCAGUCUGAUGGAAAUACCUUUCCAUGGUGAAGCUCCUGAUCCUGUGAUCGUGGAUCUGGUCCUGGACAACAUGUGGAAGUUUAAUCAGACCUAUCAGCUCUCUCAGGGGUCUGCAGAGGAGAAGGUGCCUGUCUGGUAUAUAAUGGAUGAGUUUGGCUCCCGGGUGCAGCACUCUUCCCAGCCGUCCUGCUGCAUGGCUCCUCUGUUUUACGCAGCUCAACAGAUGGCGUAUUCUAUACUCUGGCCUCUUCAGAAUCUGGAAAACGGAGAUGAGGUGACGAGGGAUUACUGUUACGGAGAACCCGAUCACCUGGUGAGGGAGUGUCGGCUGUUACCAUGGUUUCCCGCCAACUUGGACGGUGUGAGUGAGGAGACCGUAGAACCUGCCGACAUUUACUACGAGACCAUUUUACAGGAGAACAAAGAGAAGCUCCCAGGAGAAACCCAAGCCUACAGCGUGCCUGAUGGGAAAGUACUAAAGGUAUACACAGAGAUGAAGCAAGUUCUGGACCACCUGACGCAUCCACAAUUCGAUUUCACCGAGAGUGAGGAUGAAGCUGACAUACUCUGGAUGUAUUCUCACAUCCGUGACUAUAAGUAUGUGAAGCUGAGCGAGGAGCGAGCUCAUGUCCUGCUGAACCAGUUCCCCUGUGAGACGGUCUUAACCACUAAGGACUGCCUGGCAUCGGUAUCACGGAGAGCAAGGCGAGGAGGACACACACCAUUGUGGCUUCCCAUGACCUUCAAUCUUCAGACAGAGCUCCCACAGUUUGUCAAACAUUACCUACAGAGGCAGCAGAGAGGAGAAGAUAAUCACUGGAUCUGUAAGCCCUGGAACCUGGCCAGAGGUUUGGAUACACACAUCACUAACAACCUCGACUACAUCGUUCGGCAGAGGGAGAGCACUCCAAAGGUGGUGUGUAAGUACCUGGAGGACCCCGUAUUGUUUGACAGAGAGGAGGUCGGCAUGGUGAAGUUCGACAUCCGUUACAUGGUGCUGCUGCGCUCCGUGAAGCCUCUGAGACUUUACGCUUACAACGUCUUCUGGCUUCGUUUUGCCAACAGGCCGUUCUCUCUGGACCAUUUCGACGAUUAUCAGAAGCACUACACGGUGAUGAACUAUGCCGAAGGUGUCCAGCUGAAACAGCUCCACUAUGACGAGUUCAUUCCCAUGUUCGAAAAGCAGUACGCGGAUUAUCCAUGGAAAGAGGUGGAGAGGAUAUUUUCAAGUCUUUUGCGGAGCUCUUUCAGGCAGCGUCUUCUCGCCCUGCACCAUACGGAAUCGGCGCCUAUCCGUCCUCCAGAGCGAUCUACGCCAUCGACCUUAUGCUGAAAUGGGACCAAGCUGAAGGAGGAAAUCGAAUCAUGCAGCCUCAGAUUCUAGAGGUGAAUUUUAAUCCGGACUGCGCCCGGGCCUGCCUGUACCACCCCAACUUCUACAACCACAUGUUCCAGACACUGUUCCUGGAUCAGGCUGAUCAGUGUCCUGUCACCCAGAUCAUGUGACCCAACCGCCAGCUUUUAGCACGUGCUCGAUUAUUAAUGCAAAUAAAAGUGAUGGGAUUCUUCACUA